AUGGGAGUGCACCACUUCAUUGCAUUCCACGAGUGGAGCUUGGAUAAUGUUGAGGAUGCACUGCAGAAGAUGCAGGCAUGCAUAGACAGCGCAGCAGAGUCCCUCAUACCGCCAGAGGUGGACCCGGAAAAAGUGAAGCAGAUUGCGAAACAGUAA
Coccomyxa subellipsoidea C-169 is the source of this 156-nucleotide messenger RNA. RefSeq lists its product as hypothetical. The record is from RefSeq and is a predicted model, not a curated record. The transcript is spliced from 2 exons. Lineage: Eukaryota; Viridiplantae; Chlorophyta; Trebouxiophyceae; Coccomyxaceae. Bases 1 to 156 code for a protein of 51 amino acids.